Messenger RNA from Capronia epimyces CBS 606.96, 2499 nucleotides. RefSeq lists its product as uncharacterized. The record is from RefSeq and is a predicted model, not a curated record. Lineage: Eukaryota; Fungi; Ascomycota; Eurotiomycetes; Chaetothyriales; Herpotrichiellaceae. The transcript has a single exon. Bases 1 to 2499 code for a protein of 832 amino acids.
AUGAGCGACCAGCCGCCUCCUCGAAAGAAAUCUCGCUUCUUCAGCAAUGGUAAAAGUAAGAUAGGCAAUAUCCUCCACCCUUUCAAGAAGUUGUCACAAAGAGAUGAUUCACAAGAGCGAGAUCAUUCUUCAGCUACUACCAGCACGGUCAACAACGGCUUCUCCUCCAGCAAUCCUCCUUCCCGCCCGUCUCUACAUCCGCCACAUCCUCGAAGUACUGCCUCCGUUAACCCAUCCCCUACUCGAAGCCUUCCGCCUCCUCCCCAGUCUGCAAUCAAAUCUGGACUUCAAUCAGACACGCGAUCGAAUCAACCUAGUCAAGGCCAACGCCAUGGUGUGCCACAACAACCGAUGUCUGACAGUGAAGCCGAGACAGACGUUGAAGAGAGCCAUGAUGGCGGUCAUGACCAGACCUGGGAUGAAAGUGACACGGAGAAUGCCAACCCCGAAAGCCCCAGUCCAUCAAACUCGAAUCUGAACGGAAUGGCUGUCAGAGCUAAGCGGAGAGACGGAAUCUACGGCGUCGAGACUCUUCUUGCCCAGGCCAGCAAUGCCAAUGGACAAGAGGCAGACAACAUUGCUGCAGGCCAAACCAGAACUGGGCUACAAGGCUCGAGCUCGAGCUCAGCCUCGGAUCCAGACCCAGACGCCGGCCCAAUUGUCACACAGCACACCUACACAGGCGUCUCAUCUCUCGUCCAACUCGCAGCCAAUCUGGGCGGUAUUCCUCCUGGCCAUCCUCUCCUCAGACCUGCUUUCGAACCAUUUACAACGACUCGACUAACGCCUCGACCCAUGCCCAACGAGCCAACCGUGCCAAUCGCUUGGAAUGAAGAGCAACAGCCGACUAGGCCUGGAAACACUCAAUUGGGACGAGAAGCUACGCGCAGUAAUGCAGACACAUUCAACUCGGGUCAACAAUCCAACCCCAUCCCGAGCCGUCCACUGCCAGCGCCGCUCCCAGCCGGUGAAGUUGCACGUUACGUUGAUCUGGACCGCGACGCCCAGGGCAGACUCCUUCCCAGACCACCUCGACUCACCAACACCAUGUUGUUCCACAACGGGCGAUUCCCUGCAGAGUACGAGGGCAGUCUGGGCAAGCCCCUACCGACAGUCACUCCAGCCCCACACCUGGCCAAUCCCGAAUCUCUCGUCCCUGAACACAUGUACAUGGCGCCGAACCGGGUGGAACGAGCUCAACACUACGCGCGGAUCUCAUUGAAGCGCAAACGACCCGAGGCCAUCCUCCCACCGCCGUCAUACGUGUACCAGCGCACCAACGACCCGGAGUUCAAUGUGUUCCACGGAAUUUUGCUCUAUCCGGAAAUAGUGUUCGCUCUUGCCACGGCCUUACCGGUCAAAGACUUGAUCAGUCUUUAUGCGAUCAGCAAGGACUUCCACACAAUCGUGGAUACGCGGUUCACAACAGUCGUGCUAAGCCAGGCAGUCGCCAAAGCGCCCGAGUCGGCUCGCACCUUCUCCUUCCGCUCGUACGCACACCUGUGUCGUCAAGAUCCGGUAGCACGCAUUCCACACCCGAACGCACGCAUGGCGGAGCGUAACAUAGCCCGCAAGAUCCCGUCGUUCCGCUGGCUCAAAAUGGUCCUCCACCGCGAGAAAGUCGUGCAUGAGCUGAUGGCCGUGUUUGCCGAGGAAGGUAUCCCACUCCCGUUCCGCUGCCGGCUGGCCAUCAAGCGGCUCUGGUUCAUGCUCGACAUCCCCGACAACGCUCGGCGAAUCGGGUAUUGCCACAACAAGCAGCUUAUGACCAACCUAGAUUUGCACUUUGCGGCCUGCUUUUUCACGAAACUCGACAUGCGCCUGAAUGACCCCACGGCGGGAGAGAAGCGGGACGGCAUGCGCAAACUGCUCCUGUCGCAACGUAGCUUCACCACCAUCCUGAAAGUGCUCAAACGCGACAUGUGGACGACUCGCUUUGCCGUGCUUCAAGAGUGGAUCAAGCUAAAGUAUAAGCCGCUACACGACGAACGCACCCUGACCAUCUUCGGCGUCCCUCCCGACCAGAUCGGCAGAGGUCAUCUCGAAUACUGGGGCACACGAAGUGCCGCACAACUAGGUCGGCAGCCAGAGCACCUUCUCCGUCCCGAUCAGUUGAUUGUUCGCGAGGCGUUCCGUCGUGGCAUCCCUUUUGGAGAGGACUAUGUCCGGUUCGUGCUGUACGGGUAUGUGAGGCCGGAUACGCUCGAGAACUAUGCACCACGCAAGUACGGCCGGAGAAUCGAGGCCAUCAAGGACGACGAAUACGACAUCGACGAUGCCAUCGGUGGCGUGGCGGCGUUGGGCGUCGGUGAUGAAGGCUUUGACGGACUGCUUGAUCUCGGGCCCGCCCGGCGAGGGAGCAUCUACACCAUUGUGAAGGAGCAGACGAGCAAGAGUGAAAAGGAGCUGCGAACCCAGCAGGACCGGUUUUUGAAGGAUUGUCUUGCAUGGUGGGAGCGGGAGAAGAUGGAGAUGGAGCGACAAACCCCGAGUGAUUGA